This is a messenger RNA of Alternaria alternata, 1288 nucleotides long. RefSeq lists its product as hypothetical. NCBI's taxonomy places the organism in Eukaryota, Fungi, Ascomycota, Dothideomycetes, Pleosporales, Pleosporaceae. The transcript has 2 exons. The record is from RefSeq and is a predicted model, not a curated record. The coding region runs from base 73 to 1053 and encodes 326 amino acids.
CUGCUGUAUACUCCUCUCUCUUACACACUUACUUCCAACUACUCUUAAGCAUCGCUGCAAACUUCCUUCGAGAUGGAAACUAUCUGCGAGUUGUCCGGCAAUUCCGAUAUGUACGGUCUUGGAAUUCGAAUCGGAUCUUACCUUCAAUGGCUAUCUUUGCUUAUAGCCGCCCAUUACGUCCCGAGCGAACUACCGGGUCUGCGGACGUCAAAUGCCUUCUUCACAUCAGCAACUUUCAUCGGUCUUGUCGUUGAGACUGCUCUCCAGGACAUCGAAAUUACCGAGAUAUACAUCACUAUGUUAUUGGUGUUUGGCUCUCAAUACAUUUGGCUGACCGCAAUGCUCUGGCGCGUGUUUACCCCUUCCGAACCCGAAUCAUCGAAAUCAAGCUUGAUGCACUGGUUUUCCUUCGGGCUCGUCCAAGUUGCCCAGAUCGGCUUCCAAUUGUGGUUCUGGAUAUUCAAAGUUGCAAAAUUUGCAAGAAGAGAAAAUACAUGCCAGCGAUUCGGGUUCGGCUUUUACAAAUUCGGAUUGACCAGUGAUGGCUUCCGCAUCUUCAACAUCCUCCUGAAGGCGGCUUUGCUAGUCCUGACAGUUGUCUUGUUCGCUUUGUAUGCCCGACACCUUUCGAAAGCUAAAUCGAAGAAGGAAGAAAACCGAGAUCAUACCCCAAAGCAGUGGAAGAAGGAUUUCUUUAUGGCGUUUCAAAUCGCAUCAAUCACCAUUGUGAUUCUUGCAAUUGAGUUGACUAUAUCGUGGAACAGAAUUCAGGACGUGGACUGUGCUAAAACCAUCGGCCAGUUUAUUCCACUAGCGAUUAGCGUCGCUGGCGUUAUACAGCUUCUUCUACAGUUUCUUCCUGCGGAAUACAGAGCAAACAGGUGUCUCGAAGUAGAUCGGGCAUUGCAACAGGGAGCAAACAUCUAUGCUAAGCUUGUUACAAGUAUAGUUCGCAGACCAACACAGGACGACGAUGAGGUGCAGAGUACGGCCGAACAAGCGAGUGAGAAAGGACCACAGGUUACUAUCAUAUCCUCGACUGAAGACGUGUAACAGUUUUCAUCGUAAGGAGGGAUAUCAGAUAGUUUAGAAGUAGAAUUACCAUCGCAAGAAGUGGUGUUAUCAUAGUGUGCCCGUCUGGUGUCAUUGUCUUGGAAGGUCUCUGUCGGGAAAGUCUGCGCAUUAUAUGCCACACGUCCUUCAUGUCAUUGAUGAGAUAUAGCAGGCUUGCAGUGUACCGUGGGUAGAUUGAGACACGAUCAGAGGUAAGUGAGACAAGAAAAUGUUG